CCUAUUGGAAACUAUGCGGGGUGUUACUGUAGCUUUCGUGAAGCAAAUUGUACAACAAUGAAAGAUAUGCUUGCCUUGCACCCCAAAUCAUAUUGACUAUUGGUUUACCCGACAGCCUUCGGAAACGAAAUAAACAGCUGUAAGCCUGGAGCGAAUACUGCUUGCCAGCGGAGGCUGGCUGACAAUUCUGUCUCCCGCAGGGCCUAGCAGCACAAUUGCAACAUGGCCGGAUGCAAACCGUCGUUUCCCAAGAGCACACGUUGAAGUAAUUCAUCGUGUCUUGCGAAAGGCGAAUCGAACCUGUAGGUCAGGUCGCACUAACUGCUUUCAACGCAGCAACACUUUUACAUGUAAACACCAACCCGUCAGCCGCAUGCGGCUUCAGGAGGCCGUGACAGCCCCCCGCGCUUUCGCCGCGUGCGGGGGGCCAUCGAGCAAUCCAUCCCCAGCCCAGGCGCCCGUCUACAGCGCCCUACUCCCUGUGCCACGGCCACAUCAACGGCUCAUCAAUGCUUUAGUGGAGAGAAAAUUAGGAGUUCAGGUUGCCAGGAGUUCAGCAGCUGCUGCGCCAUCCCUGGCGACAUCCAUCACAGACAUCACCGGUACAGCUCCGGAGUUGGCCGCCCCUGACCACCUCCUGAGCUCCCACCUAGAUAGCUCCCUCCCGCACCCUGAAAGCCGGCCUCGCGUUUCCCUACAGCAGCCGCCGCUGCGUCGAACAACACAUGUGGGCAGCAGCAGCGCCGGCAACAGCGGCGGCGGCAGCAGCAACAGCAGCAGCCCCGCCACAUCCCAUCGUCGGGUCUGGACCUCCCGUCGAAACCCUCCGCACCCACCCUCUUCACCACAACCUCCUCACCAUCACAGCAGCAGAGCUCCUUCCCCGCACCCGCCGUCCCACGCGGGUCGCCUUUCAGGACCGCAACAGCUGGCGCAUGGCGGGAGUUCGGCUGCAGCUGCCGGCGCCGCAUUGGCUCAUGUCGCAGCAACUUCCAGGUUGGUCGCCGCCUGGUCGAAUGGUGGUGGUGGUGGCGGCGGCGGCGGCGGUGUGACGUCAUCCGGCUUGCGCCGACGCUCCCGAUCGUUGUCCUCCUCGGUCUGGGACGGGCGCAGCAGCCGGGAGGGUGCCAUGGGAGGGCAGCACCGUGAACGAGGGCCUUCUCUACCGCCGCAGCAGUUGCCGACACAGUUGCCGCCGCCGCCGCCGUCUGUGGGUUACCAUCAUACCACCGCAUUCCGGACCAGUCCUCCGCCGCGUCAAGGCCCGCAUGCUGAGGAGGUGCAGGGGUUCAGGCAGCAGGGGUCGCUGACGCCCCAGCGGCCGUGGUCGCCAUCACCACCCCCUGCAUGGAAUGCGGCAGCGGGACAUGCAGGGGCUGGCGAGCGAGCACAUGUAGGCGUGUGGGCUCCCAACGGCGGCACUGGCGUUUCCGCCUUUCCCGGCAGCAGCGCUGUUGCAAGCGACGGCAGUUCGUAUCGUACCGACGUCAUUGGUGGUAAUGGUGUUGGUUUCUGCGACGCGCGCGGCGGCGGCGGCGGUAGUGUGGACAUGUACGGGUUGAUCAACGGCUGCCGCGGCUGGCGUGAGCUCCUCGACUUGCAGCGCUCUAUGAGCGGCAGCCUCAAGCCGCAGCACAUACCCGCACUCAUGGCGGCAGCGGUUAAGAUCUUGAACGGUAGCGACAACAGCAACAACCGCUACUGCAGCAGUAGGAGGCGCGACAUUAGCAGCAGUAGCAGCAGCACCCGGAAUGGCGGCGGCUUGGGCGGUAGCAUGGGCGCGGACGUCAGGACGUCGGCGGCGGCGGACGCGUCGUUAAAUGUCAGUGGCGAUGUCGACGACGACGAUGACGACAACCAGGUCGCCGAGCAGCUGUCGUACAUCUGGGAUCUUGCCGUUAGUGCGUUGCGGUUGGCUCGCUCGCGGGAGUUACCGCCGCGGAGUCUGUCGACAGCGCUGUGGGCGGUCGCCAAGCUGCCGGCAGAUCUGCCCUUUCCGCCGCAGCAACACCUGCUGUCAUCCUCGCCCUCGCCACCCCCAUGGUUUCGCGGAAACCUCCCGCCUUCAAGCCGCGAACCGUUACUACAACAACAACCCCACCAACGGUUUCCGCUGCCCUCACCGCAAGCGCAACAGCACCUGCAGCCGCCGCCUCAUCAACCGCAACAACCACAACCGCAGCAGCAUCCCCUGCAAUUACCUUCUCAGCACCGGCCCCAGCAGCACCAGCAGCCGCCUCCUCGUGACCCACGGGUCGGCAGCGAGCGGCAGCGCUGGGCGCUGGCCAUGCUGCAGUGCUGUCGACCGCUGCUUCGCUCCUUCCCGCCUCGGGACCUCAGCCAACUGCUGUGGGCAGCAGCCACCCUGGAUUGCUGCGGACCGCUGCCCUCUGGGUUUCUGCAUGAAGUGGUGGGGGCGGCGGAGCUGCGGCUAGGCGCCUUCGAACCUCAGGCCAUCUCCAACAUGCUUUGGGCCCUAGCUCGACUACGCUACCGCCCACCACGCCCCUGGCUACUGGCGGUCUGUUCCGCCUCCGCACCGCAGCUCCCCCUCUUCAGCCCGCAGGCGCUCGCCAACACCGCAGCGGCGCUAGCUGCCUGGGAGCUACAGCCGCUGCAGCCGGAGUGGCGGGAGGCCUUUCUGGCGGCAUGCCUCGACAUGUGGAGGAGGACGACAGCGGCGGAGGCGGCGGAGGUGGAGGUUGCCAAUGUACGGCAUGCAGCUGAGCCGAGAAGACGAAUGCAGCAGCCGGCGGUGCCGACGCAUUCCAUAGCGGCGACGGCGUGGGCUGUAGCUCGGCUGAGAUUGGCGCCGUCGGCGGACUGGGUGGCGGCGCUAGCGGAGGCGGCAGCUGCUACAGCGCCGUACAUGAACGGACAGGAUGUAGCAAACGUGAUGUGGGCGCUAGCAGCCCUGGGUUACAACCCCGCUGCUCCUGCUGGCGCUGCUGCUACUGCUGCGGCUCCCCUUCCGCUAGCUGCGCUGCUGUCCGCCUGGCUCCGCUGCGCCCCCUCCAUGCAGCCACAGCAGCUCUCCGCGUGCAUGGUGGCGGCGGCACACAUGCGGCUCCGAGUGGACGUUGCGUCACCCUCCCCGCCACCGCCGCCGCUGUCAGCUGCUGCUGCGGCUGCCCAUGCAGACGCCGCGUCGUCGGGGUCCUCGCCGCCGCCCGCACUACUGCUGUCACCAGCUCUGCUAGAGGCCACCAUGCAGGGUCUAGGCGGCCCCCGGAUGACGGGUGUGGGGGGUCAGGCGGUGGGCAACUGCCUCUGGGCUGCUGCGCGGCUGGGCUGGCGGCCGCCGGGGUGGUGGGUGGCGGCGGCGGUGGGGCGCUUCAUGGAGUGUUUGGAGGAUGAUGAGGAGGUGGGGCCGCAGGAGGUGGCCAACGUGUGGUGGGCGAUGGGGCGGCUGCGCUGGGCGCCCGCUGCUGACGUGGCGUUGGAGCUGCUGAGUCGUACACUGGGGCUGGCGGCGGCGAGGGACCUGAGGAGCGGCGAGCUGGCGAUGACGUUGGGGGGGCUGGCGAGGCUGGGAGUGAAGCCGCCAAAGGAGCUACUAGACAAGCUGGUGAGCGUUACACUUCGCAUGGGUCGGGCGGAGGCCGCAAACGUUACAGGGCGGGAGUCAGAACGGCUCAAUCAGUGCGAUGCUGCACAACCGGCGGCGGAGGGGCGGGCAGCGGCGGCUUGCGUGCACAGCGAACAGCAAGGGCAACUGCCACAGUCGCAAAUGUCUCCUCAGCAGCCGCAGCAGUUGUCCCUUCAUCAAAACGACGAGGAUGGCCCACAACCGCAUUCCAAUCAAGCUCCUGACGCAGCAGAAGCUGCGGAAGAAGUCCCCAGCCGACCCACGGGUCACCCCCGACGACCGACCCAGACCCAUGGGUCACUUCCGCCUGUUCCUCCUGAGACACUCGUCACGCUGCUGCGUGCACUAGCAGCCAUGGGCGCUACCUCCCAGCUUAGUGCCGUGGAAUCGGCGCUGGAGCGAUCGCUGAGGCAUUUGGCUGAGUCGACCGCCGCUGUUAUUGCCUCAGCGACCGGCGUUGCGACCUCCAACCGAACUGCAGGGGGAGCUAGUAAUGGGUCAUCGGAGCCGUCAAGUAGCGCAGAUGCUGACACGUCAGCAGCACCGGCAGCAGCAGUCGUGGCGGCGGCCCAGACAAAGGCAGCUGCAGCUGCUCGUCAGGUAGCGCUGAUGCUGCAUUCCGCAGCCGCACUAGGGUGCUGCUUGGAGACCUGGACGUCACAGCCCACUUCACUGGCGGCGGCGACAACGGCCCGCAAGGGUAUGGGUAAAAGGAGCGCCAGCAGGAACAAGCGACAACGGCACAAUCGAGGCCUAGCGGGCGCUGUAGUUGAUGCCGUACGAGCCGUAUUGCCGUACGCCAACGGUCCUGAUCUGGCAAUCAUGCUGGGAGCGUUAGCGGACAUGCGGGCAUCGGUGCCAAUGAGUGGUCUGCUGGUAGCGGCGCUGGUGCGUACGACAGAGCUAUGUACGACAGGGGCCUUGGCGGCAGGAGGCGGCGGCUUGCCGCUGGUGCUUUGCAGCAUGGGACGGCUGCUGCGUGUGCUUCGGAAACGGGAGCAGCGGGAGGCUGCAGAGACAGGUGUGGGUACAUUAGAGCAGCGGCUGAGUCAGGAUGAGCAAGGCAAGGUUGCUAAGGCAGCGAAGGAGUCGACAGCCGCUUCAGGGGUUGUGCUAGAGCGCUGGUCCGGGUUGCUACAGCGGCCCCGCAUAGCGACAAUCCGCAGCGCCUUGCUAGCGGCGCUCCUGCAACAGCUGCAAGCGCCUGUCGUACGCCGUACGGCACUCACCGCCGAGGAUGUACUGCAGCUCGUCCAGGGCCUUGCAUGGUGCCGACUGUCGCCGCUGCCGCCGUCACUGCUGCAGUUGCUUGUAAUCGCGGUCGUACGGCAUUGCAAUGAGAUGCCGUACUACAGCCUUGCAUGUUGCCUGGGGCAGCUACUAGCCCUGGGAGGGGAGAUGGACCCCAGGCUGGCUCGGGUGCUGCUGCGACGCAUGCGUACGACAGCAGCAGCGACGGCGGCGGCUGUACGGCGUACUAACGGCGCCGCCGACGCCACGGCAGUGCCGGUAGCGACCGAUUUGCUGGGGGAAGAUGAUUGGGACGAGCGGUUGGUGUGUCGCUGCUGUGGGGCUGUGGGUUCACUGGUCGCGGUGUGGGUGCUGCGGAGGCGAAUGGGGAGCGCACGUGAGCGAGG
Molecule: messenger RNA, 5226 nt
Organism: Astrephomene gubernaculifera
Lineage: Eukaryota; Viridiplantae; Chlorophyta; Chlorophyceae; Chlamydomonadales; Astrephomenaceae
Source: the annotation of a GenBank genome assembly